AGCGCGCGAGGGCGAGGUGAGCGGACAGGUGUCUGCGAGGGAAACCUCCAGUCAGACUGCAGCAGAUACUCACAUCACGGCUCAGCUUUCGGGACAGAUUCAGGUCGUUUAAACUGAUUUUAGUGUCAGUACGAGUGUUCAGUGUUCAGUACGAAAUAAAACCCUUUUUUCCAGCGGACUCUUCGGCUUUUAGAGCUCAUCGGCGAAUACGCGCUCAGAGAGACGCGCUGCUCCACAGACCAGAUCAUGAAGGACUGAACUGUUUGAGCGCAACGUCUAAGUCCGUGUUUUGGACAGCGGCGACCAAAAGUGACCAGUAACCGUUUCUAAUGUGGAUUCUACUCGGAGUUUGGUCUUUUUUAUUCAUUACUACAGCCGAGUGGAAAACGGAAUAACGAGAAGAAAGCCAGGGAUUAACGGUUCAUUGAUUCAGACUCUGCACUUUAGCAGAACCUGAGUUAUUUUUGUUUAGUUGGGCUUUUUGGUUUUUUUUUUAUUUGUUUUUUUUGUUUGUUUUUUUUUGCUUAUUUGUCGAUGUACUUUCCUGCAGUGAACUCUAUUGACAUUUGACAUUUGAGUUAGGAUGAAAAUCCAAGCACCGAGGAUGACCUCAGUAUUCAUCUGCUCCAGGAUUCUGCUCAUGUGUCAUUUAUUGGUGUGUGUACGUGGUGGGACUUUCGUGGAGCCCUCGUCCCCGGCUGUGUUUUCUGUAGCAGAGGGUGAAACACGGCUGCCCUGUCAGUUCGAGCCGUCAGAAGAGAGUGUGUUUCAGGUCAUGUGGACAAAGGAAAAACCAGAUGGAACCAAAGAGCAGAUCAUAACUGCUCAUCAUACAGAAGGACAGUCAGAAUCUCCUGAAUAUGCAGGCCGUGUGCGAUUCGAGGGCACUAACCCCAUGGUGAACUCUGCUCUGAUUAUCAUGAAUACAGUACAGGCAGAUGAGGGAAUAUACACCUGUACCAUUAGUACCUAUCCCUCUGGAAGCUUUAAGACUGAUCUGUCUCUCACUGUGUGGACCUUACCCAUCUCCACAUUGGAUACCUUUAUUCUCGUGGAGGGUCAGUCGUUCCGGCCGGCCGCUACAUGCCGCUCCGUGGCGAAACCUCAGCCAGGUCUGUCCUGGGACACAGACCUACCGGGCCAGAGCCAGAACCGCAGUCUGGAAAAUGGAGUCUCUUACAUCCAGUUCUCCCUGCACCCCCUGCGCUACAUGAAUGGCCGCAAGAUGGAUUGCCUGGUUUGGCACCCGACUCUAAAAAGCCCACGGAGGCACAGAAGCCAGCUUGUAGUGCACUACCCACCGGAUGCAGCAAUCAAAGGUUAUGAUGAGAACUGGUAUGUGGGACGGGAGGACAUGACACUAGAGUGUGAUGGUGAAGGAAACCCAAAACCAGACAAUUUCACCUGGAUCAGGAAAGAUGGAGGUUUACCAGACGGUGUGACGACAGAGAAGGGGCUUCUGAAAUUUAACAGGCCUCUGACCCUGACAGACGCAGGAGAGUACGAAUGUGUAGCCACCAACGUGGUGGGGUCGGGACGAUCACACUUGAAGAUAACUGUAACUGAGUUACCUCAAAAACGGGCAUCAUUCGACAGCCUCCUGCUGAUCAUCAUAGGAGCCGUUGCUCUUAUGGUGGUGGUUAUUCUGGUGGCUGUGGUCCUAACAGUGAACCGACACCACAAGCGAAAAAACAAACAGCUGACCAUGGAACUGAAUGAGAAAAAGGAAGAAAUCAGCACUCUAUCCAGGCAGGCCUCAAUCAGGAGAGUAGGCUCAAUUAACACAGAAAAUAAGUACCAGAUGGAUGAAGCUCUACCGCUAAGAGUUGAAGGAACAAUACGUGCCAGCCUCAGUUCCCUGGACCACCCCCGUUCUCGAGACAGUCGCUCUACGCUGGGAGGGGCUGUGGAUACGUUGGGUCGACCGAUCAUUUACAAUGCGUCCAGACGAGGGAGGGAGCACACGAUGGAAAGAGAGAGAGAUGGAGAUUUCACUCGACUGAAAGUGGAGUCUUUUGUGAAGAACAGCAAUAUGUCAUUGGUGCAUUCGGAUAGCCACUUCCUCCCUCCACUCCAGCCUUCUCCAUACCUACAUCAUCAGACUGCUGAAGUUAUCAGGUCUCGGAACGGUAACGCCAUUUUACCAGCAGAGGGCAGACCACAGUCAGGAGGGGGCAGCAGAACAGGCAGCAGAACUGGCAGCAGAACUGGCAGCGUGGUAGGCAACAGAGAGCACCAGUCACCCCCCUUAAGCAGUUCCAUCUACCCUACGCUCACUGAUGAGGAGGAGGGUUACCUGGGGCCAGUUGGUGAAGAUUCAGGGGUCUUGAGAGUCCCAAAAGAAGUGAAUGGCCUAGACAAUGGGGGCAGUGAGACAACAAGCUCUCAGAUAUCAGAGGCAAUGUCCAAUCACUUCGAACACAGUAACGGGACGCUGUGGCCCAAGUCGAAACCCAACAACAUCCUGCUAGCACCAGAGACCACCCGGUUACUCCCUGCAGACUACGGCAUUAUCCACCACCAGCCUCAGAUAGUGUAGGAAUUCCUAACCUACAGCUCAGCAGCGUCAUUGAUCUACAAGAGGUCAGAAUGGUCGUCAUUGAUCCACAAAUGGUCAGAAUGGUCAAGAGAAAGAUAAAUGCUUUUGGAUACAGACUUUAAUGGCGGUAACUGGAAAAGCCAUUUCUUUUAAUGCUAACUGCUUCAAAUAGAGUCCAUAAUCAGGUUAUGGAUACACUAUCUCCUCACUUUUGUGCUACAAGAUAUAUAAUGUCAGCUGUAAAAAUGUAUUUUUCUAUGGUAAAAAGCUGAACUAAACAGAGCAAUACAGCUAUUUUUUCCAACUGCAUGUUUCAGAACUGUGCUCACGCCUUUUUGUGGAUAAGUAUUAUAAUGGAUGGCGACGACUCCUGUGAGAAACAUGGAAAGUCCAUGAUCAUGUGUGAAAUAAUGCCCUGUGUGACCACGAGAGAGAACUGAAUCCUCCUGUUCUUGUUUCACUACAGCAAAACUGUGGUUUUAGGAUCGAAGACCAAACCCUGGGCUUAAAAAUGUAUGUUUUUAAUGCUAAUUGUCUUCUGAAUGCAGAUAUAUCACACUGACGUUACAGUAAAAACCACACCUAUAAUACACAUUUUGAAUCAUUAUGAACAUUUUCUCAUUACUACAUGUAAAUAACAAACAGAGUAUAUGCUGACAUGAAGUAUUAUUAACUGCAUUAAGAUGUUGUGAGAAUAAGUGUUUCCUGCAUUAAGAGAUGAGCAUCAUCUUUGUUUACAGCCUGUUCAUUGCAUUUGCAUCAAGAAUGUAUGUGCCUUAAAUGCAUGUAUUAUGACUUACGGUCGUCUGAAAGUGGAACAGUCCCACCGUUAAAGCCUAUGCCCUCCUGUUAAAGUGUCUAUACCUUGAACAGGCAUUAGGUCAGGCAUUUACAAUUGUAUAUAAUGUUAGUCUGUUGGGUACAGUUUUAUUAAUCUUGUUAAUUAAGUGUCUGACAGUCUAAUUUCUACUUUUGUUUGCUCUCUGUACUGCUGGAUAGUGCUGGGAUUCUGGGAAAGGCAUGGGUGAUUGUAAGUGCAAACUAGAAAUAUAAAAUAAUUCUUUUAUCUAUGUAAAAGUGUACUGACCAGUUAUUAUCCCUCUUGCGGUUCAUGCUGCAGGGAAUCUAUUACAAAUCUACUAGAAAAAAAAAUGGGAAAGUGGAAAAAAAAAAGCUGACAGUGGGUGCAAUAAUGGUUCAUUUCAGUUUCAGAUUUUUUUUUUUUUUUGACGAAACUGUGUAUAGUUAUACCUUGGAUUAACAUCUAACAGUAUGCAUUUGAAUUUCUCAACUGCGUUUAAUUUUAAUACUUUUAUUCACAAAUCAAAUUUUGAGUUUUUCUUAUUUUAUUAUUAGUCAGGGUCCAUGAGACUACAUUUAAGAAGUAAAACCU
Molecule: messenger RNA, 3932 nt
Organism: Colossoma macropomum (tambaqui)
Lineage: Eukaryota; Metazoa; Chordata; Actinopteri; Characiformes; Serrasalmidae
Gene: nectin4a
Product: nectin cell adhesion molecule 4a
Exons: 11
Coding region: 584-2539 (651 amino acids)
Biological process (GO): heterophilic cell-cell adhesion; homophilic cell-cell adhesion
Cellular component (GO): adherens junction
Source: RefSeq, a predicted model, not a curated record